AAACUGAGCUGUGUAGGAAUGUGACGUUUGCUCACAUUUGACUUACUUUAUGUCACUGAAACAAUGACAGCGAACUCUUCAGACAGUAAGGUCGACAUGUAGCGUGUACGGCUGCGGUUUGCUGUUUCUUCUUCGUGUACGAGAUUAAAUGAGCUAACGGAAAAUGCCUAAGAAGGCCAAAAAGAGGAAGCACAAGAAGUCGUCUUCGUCCUCAAGUGAAGAAGACGAGAGGAUAUCCAGAGGACAAGAUGCAACCAACAGUUACAAAACCGCCAAGAGGAAAGAAGUUUUAAAGAGUCAGAAAAGCUGUAUAAAGCACAAGGAAAAAUCAUCUUCUUCUGUUAAAGAUGACUCCCAAAGCACCCGGCAGAUCAAAAAACCUGUCUACAGAUUGGCAAAAACACAAGCAACAGAGCAGAAACCCAUUAAUAAGGACAGACAAUAUGCAAAAUCCAAACCAGACUUUGUGGCAUUCCAUGGGGAUCAUUGCUCCAGUAAAGCAAAGAAUUAUGUUUCAGGGAAAGAUAAAACUGUCACUGGAAGCGACAUUGUGAAAAGAGGAUACUCAAAACUCAGUGCAGGUGCAGUCCCUCAGAGAACAGAAACGAAGUGUAAAGGUGGGUUCGAUGAAAAGUCUUCCCAGGGGAGCCAGUCCAAAUUAAACAAGCCUCGAGUGGUUCCCAGUUUAGUUUCUGCUGAAGUGAAAGAACCGAGGCAGGAUGUGCAGAAGAGGAACUGCAGAACUGAGGAACCACGGAGGACUGGAAAUCACAGCAGCACUUCCAAGACCAGCAAACCUACCUCCUCCACCUCUGGUAUAGAGAUGUGUCAAAAGCAUGAAAAAAAUGAGUUAAAGCCCCAAAGAAGUUUGUAUAAAGAUGAUGCAAACAUGUCUUCUGCCUCCAUCGUAAAGAAGUCUUCCACUUCAGCCAAACACAGUGCCUCGGAAAGCAGCUCAAAGUUGCAAGUGGUUGAAGAGCUUCAUCUUGCCCGCUCUGAGAAGAGGUUGGAGGUGAAUGUCUUGAAGAGCUAUGGGGAACUCACCGCUAUGGACAUAGAUUGUCCCGAAGAAGGACCUGCAGGCAAAAAGUCGUCUCAGCAGGACCUAAUCCUUGUUCUCGACACAAACAUUCUCCUCAGUCACCUGGAUUAUGUGAAAAAGAUCCGCUCUCAUGGCCUCGGAGGCCUGGGCUUCCCCAUUAUCCUCAUCCCCUGGGUGGUGCUUCAGGAGAUGGACUCCCUAAAAAUGGGAAGAGGCCUGUCAGGCUCCGUGGCCCACCUGGCGACUCCUGCCAUCUCUUAUGUUUACAUGUGUUUGAAGAGCCGGGAACCUCGCCUGUGGGGCCAAUCUAUGCAGCAGGCCGCAGAGAGCAGCAAUGGCCUGACUGCUGAGAAUAACGAUGACAGAGUGCUGCAGUGCUGCCUGCAGUACCAGAGGCUGUACCCAGAGUGUGCUCUCACCUUAUGCACCAAUGAUAAGAAUCUGUGCAGUAAAGCCCUCCUGAGUGGGGUGAAGGCACUCUGCAAGACUGACUUGGAGGCAGAGGUUGGGAGAUCCAGACAUGGCCUUCAGAUCACUGGAGACAUUCAGGCUUCUGUGCCACUGUGCAGUAACCCUCAGGUCUCAUCACCAACGCUGAGCACGAGGUGCCCACCAGUUCAGCCACAUGGUCAAAAGAAAGCGGGCUUUUAUGUGGGAGUCCUACAGAAAGACAACAAGCAGCUCCGUGAAGGAGACGAGGAGAGGACAGUUAGGGACCUCAGCGGAUGCAUUUCUGCAUUAGAAGACUGUCUGAGGGAGGUGCUGUCUGAAGUUUUGCAAGUGGAGAUGGAGGCUGCUUAUGAUGACCUCUGGCUACAGAUUGUUUAUUUAAAGCCACCGUGGACACUUCAGAAUGUCUUACAGUGUAUACAAAAGCACUGGAUUGCUGUUUUUGGCCAACUUGUCCCACGGAGGAAGGAGCAAACUGUUUCAAAGCUCAUCAAAUUUUUCAACUCAGGUGAAACGGUGGACCAUGAAGCCAUCUCAGAGGCCGUUCAAGAUGCCAAAGAGCUUGUGAACGCUUUUUCGAGAAGUUCAAAGCGUGUUCCACGAGCCAUCGCUGUACUGGACGACAUUUUGAACAAGCUACGACCUCAGCCAAAUCUUCCUACGGGGGGAGAAUCUCCCGCCUGCGACGUUGUCAUGAAUGACGAUGACGAUAACGAACACUCUCACCAGGAAGUGUGGGCCGUCUUUGAGAGGAUCUGGUCUCACGUGUGUCAACUAAGCUUGGAGGUGUUCAAAGCUCUGGGCUUUGACCCUCACACCAGGCAGUGCCUUCAGCCAGAGGGAGCUGCUCCACCACCACAGGACGCCUUGGCCUGCUUGCACAAACUGUCCUCCAUGGUCUCGCAGCUGCUCCAAGCUUUCAGCAGUGUCUUGUUAUCAGCCCCCGGCUUAGAAGAAGUCCAGACACUGCUCAGCAUCAUCAACUCCAACAAUAUAGUAACUGAGAAUUCCAGGUUAACAGCCAAAGACCUGCUCGACUGUUUUUCACAACCGGACUACAGGGAGAAGCUCAGGGUGGGAGGGACCAAGUUAAUGGAGCUUCAAGAGGCCUUGGAACACUGUGUUCAAGCUGCAGGUCAAUACACGACAUUCCCCACGUAGCACCGUCGUACCAGUGUCAGGAACGUUGCUCAUCAACCAAACAGAUUCCUCGACGUGACAGAUUCUUAACUUGAACUCAAAGCUGUCGAGUUAAAGGCGCAUGUGCUCGUGCUGUACCCGUUUCUGCCUUUGUUCUCCAUCCAUAAAGUUCAUGUGACAGAGAUAACGCUGUUUUCCGAAGGUUUGUUUAAUGCUAUAACAGCUGGUUUGUAUAAUUCAGCAAGUACAGAUUUCAUUAUUCUCUAAUAGCUUUGCACUUGUGUCCUGAAUGAGUUUUGGAUUUAAGGUGAAAUUUAGUUUAUAAAUAUUUAAAUCUAUUUUAAAAAAGCAUAUUAUUUUG
Messenger RNA from Pelmatolapia mariae (spotted tilapia), 2993 nucleotides. It is a transcript of the gene swt1, whose product is annotated as SWT1 RNA endoribonuclease homolog. The record is from RefSeq and is a predicted model, not a curated record. The transcript has 17 exons. Bases 164 to 2653 code for a protein of 829 amino acids. NCBI's taxonomy places the organism in Eukaryota, Metazoa, Chordata, Actinopteri, Cichliformes, Cichlidae. Gene Ontology annotation, cellular component: nucleus.